Messenger RNA from Coniosporium apollinis CBS 100218, 810 nucleotides. RefSeq lists its product as uncharacterized. The coding region runs from base 1 to 810 and encodes 269 amino acids. NCBI's taxonomy places the organism in Eukaryota, Fungi, Ascomycota, Dothideomycetes. The record is from RefSeq and is a predicted model, not a curated record. The transcript is spliced from 2 exons.
AUGACUUUCACUUUGCCGCUAGACAUUCCCACCUCUCGCCUCGAUGGGAAGGUCGCCCUCGUCACGGGCUCCGGACGCGGUAUCGGGCGCGGAAUUGCAAUUGAGCUCGGACGAAGGGGCGCUUCCGUAGUGGUGAACUACGCAAAAAGCUCCGGACCAGCCAGCGAGGUUGUGAAGGAGAUCACAAUUUCCGGAUCCGAGGCCAUCGCCAUACAGGCCGACAUCUCCAACCCAUCUGACAUUGCCAAACUAUUCGAAGCAACGCAUUCGCAUUUUGGCAAGCUGGACAUUGUCGUCUCCAACUCUGGGAUCGAGCACUUCGGCAGCAUCGAGGAGAUUAGUCCAGAAGAGUUUGACCAGGUCUUUAACCUCAACACGCGCGGCCAGUUCUUCGUCGCCCAGAAGGCCUACAGCUAUCUCAGCGAGGGCGGCCGGCUGAUCCUGAUGUCCUCCAUCUCCGCUGGUGUGGGCCUACGCCAUCAUGCCGUCUAUGCGGGAAGCAAGUGCGCAGUCGAAGCGUUUGGCAGGUGCUUGACCAAAGAGUUCGGAGCCAAGAAGAUCACUGUUAAUGUCGUUGCCCCUGGCGGCGUAGGCACUGACAUGGCGGCUGAAGCGGGGUGGAGAUACAUCCCCGGGGCUAACCCGUCGUGGACUGCGGAAGACAUCAAUAAAUUCGUUUCGUCCCGGACCCCACUGCAAAGAAUGGCCCAGCCUCUUGACAUUGCCAGAGUGGUGGCUUUUCUGGUCAGCGAAGACGGCGGCUGGAUGAACGGCCAAACUAUUACGGUCUCUGGAGGCGCGACGGCGUGA